Molecule: messenger RNA, 3343 nt
Organism: Cheilinus undulatus (humphead wrasse)
Lineage: Eukaryota; Metazoa; Chordata; Actinopteri; Labriformes; Labridae
Gene: slc30a5
Product: solute carrier family 30 member 5
Exons: 16
Coding region: 479-2812 (777 amino acids)
Biological process (GO): zinc ion transport; transmembrane transport; intracellular zinc ion homeostasis
Cellular component (GO): membrane; Golgi apparatus
Molecular function (GO): zinc ion transmembrane transporter activity
Source: RefSeq, a predicted model, not a curated record
GACGUGGAAUGUUUACCGUGUCCGGAAGUGCUGUGGCUUUAUGGCUAGGCAGGACGUUUUAUCUUUAAAUUGCUCAUUGUAGCUCGUGUCGUGUUCUGAUACUCCUAAAACUAAAAUAACUUACUCAAAAACGACACAACGCAAUUAUUUGACUUACAGCUUAGAUUGAUAGUGUGUCAUUUUGAGAAAUUUCUGGAUAAAAGCGAAUUUGACCGGCAUGCCAGAUGGCUAGCUAGCCACCGAAGCUAGCUAUCAAAGCUAGCUAGAGCUGCCAGCUGACUGAAUGCUUUUUAUCUGUAUGUAGUUUAUUUUAAAUGUUAAAUUAGCUUGGACGGAAGACUAAGGUUAAUCAGAAGACAGCUGGCCACAACAAAGACCAGUAAAUGGGUUGUGAUUCAUCUUCAGCGUUGAGGUGACAGCGGUGUUUUUGGGUGAUGUGGACAUAAAUACUAAAACUGGUCGAGUUUAAAGAUUGAAAAUGGAGGAGAAAUACAGCAGCAACGUCCUGUCUGGAGGAAAACUGGGCAUGGUGGAAGUGCCCAAUUCUAGGUUAACCAGGUAUAUAGUUUUACUGAUUAUCACGAAGAUCCUGAAGGCUCUGGGAAUAUUUGAAUCUUAUGACAUCCUCAAAGUUGUUCACAUAGUGCAUUUCAUCUUCAUACUAAAAUUAGGGAGUGCUGUUAUUCUGCUUUUCUUUCAAAAGCCUUUCUCCUCAGGAAAACCCAUCUCAAAAAGACAGUGGAUAAAGUUACUAAAGCAUGCUGUUUUCAGCUGCAUCAUCUCUCUCCUGGGCUUCUUUGGUCUGACUCUCUGUGGCCCUCUGAGGACAUUGUUACUCUUUGAGCACAGUGAUGUGGUGGUCAUUGCUCUCCUUGGUGUUCUUUUCACCAGCUCAGGAGGGGGGCCAUCCAAGACAAGAGGAGCUGCUUUAUUCAUCAUAGCUGUGAUCUGCCUCCUCCUCUUUGACAACGAUGAUCUCAUGGCAAAGAUGGCAGAACACCCUGAGGGACACCACGACAGCGCUCUCACUCAUUUCCUCUACACCGCCAUCGCAUUUUUGGGAGUAGCAGAUCACAAAGGUGGUGUAGUGCUGCUGGUGGUCUCCCUGUGCCUGAAGGUGGGCUUUCACACAGCCUCCAGGAAACUGUCAGUGGAAAUUGGUGGUGCAAAACGCCUCUAUGCCUUAGACAAUCUGGUUUCUGCCAUGGUGCUGCUGCCCUGGGUUAUAGUGCUCUCUGCAACCACAGAAAGUAAAGUAGAUUCAUGGUCGUCACUCAUCUUACCGUUUGGGAUGAUCAUCUUCUCUGUCAUGAUCCUGGAGUUUUAUGUUGAGGCCAUUUGCAGCGCAAAGAUGGAGGCACCAAGGUGUGCCCGCUACGGCGCCAUCUCCCUCUUCUUGAGUGCGCUCUUGCUGGCAAACUUCUGGACCCACCCACUGACAGACCAGCUGCGCUCCAUGAGCAAACCGCCGCAACAGAUCAGCACGGAGCAUGUCCUGUCGGGAGGAGUGAUUGUUAGCGCCAUCUUCUUCAUCAUGGCGUCCAGCAUCCUGGCUUCCCCGUCUAAAAAAGGUCAGAAGGGCACCUUGGUGGGUUAUUCCCCUGAAGGGACGCCUCUGUACAACUUCAUGGGUGACGCCCUGCAGCACACGUCACAAUCGCUCCCACGUUUCAUCAAGGACUCCCUGAAACAGAUCCUGGAGGAAUAUGACUCCAGACAGAUCUUCUACUUCCUGUGUCUUAACCUGGCGUUCACAUUUGUGGAGCUGUUUUAUGGUGUUUGGACCAACAGUCUGGGUCUGAUCUCUGACGGCUUCCACAUGCUGUUUGACUGCUCGGCUUUAGUCCUCGGCCUGUUCGCUGCUCUCAUGACUCGCUGGAAAGCCACCAGGAUCUUCUCCUAUGGGUAUGGUCGUGUUGAAAUCCUCUCUGGAUUCAUUAACGGCCUCUUUCUGAUGGUCAUCGCUUUCUUUGUUUUUGUUGAAUCUGUAACUCGUGUGUUGGAUCCUCCAAACAUCGACACUGAUAUGCUGACUCCGGUGUCCGUCGGAGGUUUACUGGUCAACCUGGUGGGUAUCUGCGCUUUCAGUCACGCCCAUUCCCACGGAGGCAAAAGCUGCUCCUCACAUGACCACGGUCACUCCCACCAUGGACACUCCCACAGCGAGCACAGCCAUGGAGGUCACGGACACUCUCACGGAGGACACGGACACGGCAGUCAUGGGCACGGUGGACACGGACAUUCCCACGGCUCUGGAGGCGGAGGCAUGAACGCUAACAUGAGAGGUGUUUUCCUCCACGUCCUCGCUGACACUCUGGGCAGUGUCGGCGUCAUCAUCUCCACUAUCCUGAUCCGUCAGUUUGGCUGGUUGAUAGCUGACCCCAUCUGCUCGCUCUUCAUAGCCACACUCAUUUUUCUCAGCGUCAUCCCUCUGCUGAAGGAUGCAUGUGAGGUUCUUCUUCUGCGAACUCCCCCAGAAAAUGAGAAGGACCUGAACAGUGCCCUGGAAAAGAUUGAGAAGAUUGAAGGAGUUUUGUCGUACAGAGAUCCCCACUUCUGGAGACAUUCAGCCAACAUGAUCGCAGGGACCAUCCACCUUCAGCUCAUGUCAGAUGUGGUGGAGCAGAGGAUCAUACAGCAGGUGACAGCCAUUUUGAAGGAUGCAGGAGUAAAUAAUCUGUCGGUACAGGUGGAGAAGGAGGCGUACUUCCAGCACAUGUCUGGACUGAGCACAGGGUUUCAUGAAGUUCUGGCGAUGACUCAGCAGAUGGAGUCGAUGAAAUACCUGAAAGACGGGACGUGUAUCAUGUGAAACCAUGUGUGAGACCAAAUAAAACUCAACAUUCAGACUGUUUUUCAGUAAAAUGUACAGUAUAUGUGUGGAUGUGGUUCUAAUAAAUCUGAAUAUAUUGCUUUUAUCCCUGCCCAACUGUACUUUGUGUGCUCUAAGUUUUUGUUAUAUACAGAAGAUAAUACAGGGUUCCUUGGCAUAAGUAAUUCCUGAAAGAUCAUAUAACAUUUCUAAACUACAUUCAUUCCUUUAAGAUGGUGUAAAUUUCAUCAAACAAAAGAAAAACAGGCACAGUGUGGAUCAACUUUCUGGUUUUAUUUGAGCAAAUGGCAUUAAUCUAAUGCAUAUAAAGUGGAAGAAACACAACACGCCCUCUGCUGCUACUGUGCCGAGAGAAAUGCUGCCUGUGACACACUGAUAUGUGUUGCUCCAUGAAAACAGAACUAUAUGAUACGUUUUCCUUUUUUUUUUUUUUUUUUUUUUUUACCCAAAUCCCUACCCUCCCUCCAUGUAGGAGUCUGUAAUGUGCAAAAAUACAGGGUUCAUGCAUCC